Epinephelus lanceolatus (giant grouper) is the source of this 7355-nucleotide messenger RNA. RefSeq names its product cyclin dependent kinase 17 (gene cdk17). The record is from RefSeq and is a predicted model, not a curated record. Gene Ontology annotation, biological process: protein phosphorylation. Gene Ontology annotation, cellular component: nucleus; cytoplasm. Gene Ontology annotation, molecular function: ATP binding; cyclin-dependent protein serine/threonine kinase activity. NCBI's taxonomy places the organism in Eukaryota, Metazoa, Chordata, Actinopteri, Perciformes, Serranidae.
UGCCACAGGAUGGGCAUCAUGCCACGUACAACCCUGUUAUGGAGAAGAUGAAGAGGAUUAAGAAGCGCCUGUCGUUAACACUCCGCUCCAGUCAGACCAUUGACGAGUCUCUGUCAGAACUGGCUGAGCAGAUGACCAUUGAGGAUGGUGGCACCAAGGACAAUGAGCCCUUCAUGAGGAACGGCCGCCCCCCCACCUCCCACAGCAUGCACUCAUUCUUGCACCAGUACACCGGUCCCUUCAAGAAGCCUCCCCUCCGCCGGCCGCACAGCGUCAUCGGCGGCACCCUCGGGUCCUUCAUGGCAAUGCCACGCAAUGGCAGUCGUCUGGAUAUUGUGCAUGAGAACUUGAAGAUGGGCUCAGAUGGGGAGAGCGACCAGGCGUCGGGAACGUCCUCAGACGAGGUACAGUCUCCAACCGGCGUCUGUCUGAGGAACCGCAUCCACCGGCGGAUCUCUAUGGAGGACCUCAACAAGCGCUUGUCACUUCCCGCUGACAUCCGAAUUCCCGACGGUUACCUGGAGAAGCUGCAGCUCAGCAGCCCACCCUUCGAUCAACCACUCAGCCGACGCUCCCGCAGAGCCUCGCUGUCGGAGAUUGGUUUUGGCAAAUUGGAGACGUACAUUAAAUUGGACAAACUGGGAGAGGGAACCUACGCUACAGUAUUUAAAGGACGCAGUAAGCUGACAGACAACCUGGUGGCACUGAAGGAGAUCCGUCUGGAGCAUGAGGAGGGAGCACCGUGUACCGCCAUCAGAGAAGUGUCGUUACUGAAGGACCUUAAACACGCCAACAUCGUGACACUUCACGACAUCGUCCACACUGACAAGAGCCUCACGCUCGUAUUUGAGUACCUGGAUAAGGACCUGAAGCAGUACAUGGAUGACUGUGGAAACAUAAUGAGCAUGCACAAUGUAAAGAUCUUCCUGUUCCAGAUUUUGCGAGGGCUGUCAUACUGUCAUAAGAGGAAAGUUCUCCACAGGGACCUGAAGCCCCAGAACCUUCUUAUCAAUGAGAGAGGAGAACUCAAACUGGCUGAUUUCGGUCUGGCAAGGGCCAAGUCUGUGCCAACUAAAACCUACUCCAACGAGGUGGUGACUCUUUGGUAUCGGCCCCCUGAUGUUCUACUGGGAUCAUCUGAGUAUUCAACGCAGAUCGACAUGUGGGGUGUUGGUUGUAUAUUCUAUGAGAUGGCUGCAGGUCGGCCGCUGUUCCCCGGCUCCACCGUUGAGGACGAGCUCCACCUCAUCUUCAGGUUAUUGGGCACACCCACAGAGGAGAACUGGCCGGGAAUCUCCUCCAUCGAAGAGUUUAAAUCCUACAACUUCCCCAAAUACAAACCACAGCCGUUAAUCAACCACGCGCCCAGGCUGGACGGCGAAGGCAUCGAGCUGUUGCUGGCUUUCCUCAGAUACGAGUCUAAGAAGAGGACCUCAGCUGAAGAGGCGAUGAAACAUUCCCAUUUCAGGCAGCUCGGGAUGAGAGUUCACACACUGCCUGAGAGUGUUUCAAUAUUCACAUUAAAAGAAGUGCAGCUACAGAGGGAUCCUGGCUACAGGAACUCCUUGUAUCCAGAGUCAGGUAACGGAAAGAUCAACAGGAGGCAGAGCAUGCUCUUCUAAAGUGUGAUGAAGAGGAUAGUCGACUUCCCAACUUCAUCAUCACUUCCCACCAACCUCUCGCAUGAGCCCACCUCCCGUCGGAGUGAACCCCCCCAUCCCUCUUACCUGCACACACACACACACACACACACACACACACAAACACGCACACACACCCCUCUGAGCGAGUGACUCUGGGUUGAAUCUAUUUGGAGACUGUGUUUAUUUAUUGGGGGGGGUGAGGUUGAAUUUUUUGCUGCUAAACUACUACUGUCUGUAUUUAACACACCGUGUGUGUGCGUGUGCAUGUGUGUGUACAUGAUGUGAACUCGAGACGCCAUGCACAGUUGAGCAGUCAGAAAGGUUACUGUUGUUUGUCUUCUGACUACGCUUCUCCGGCUUCGUUUGAGUUAGAAUUCCACUGAUGUUGAUGUCGACGCUGUGAUCCAAGUUGUUGUUCUUGUUGUCGUGCUUGGAGACCAAACGCUUCAGUUUCUUCAGUUUUUUUUUUUUUUAUAAAUAUGUAUAUCUCUAUAUAUUUGGAAUUAAUGUUUUGUUUUUCUUCGAGCUUCCGUGACUGAACUCUACAACAUUUCCAGGUUUAGAAAGACUGGGACACUGGAUGGUCUUGGUGGGGAAAAAAACGGUUCCUCUGGAUUCCUCGUCAUGAUUUUCCCUAAACAUUUCUGUCAACUCUUCUUCUAGAGGCCCUGCUGCCCUCAGGAGGGUUACACCGGGGGACCAAAAGCAGGACUGUUAGCAGAUUGUGGUAACAGUUUUAAGCUGAGGGUUAAAGAAGCACACAUAGAGUCUGAUCAAACUGGGAGAACAUGAAACCAACUUUCGGUUCUUGUGUUCUUUUUGACCGUUCUGGCUCAGCGACGGGCCCAAACUGAGGAGGAGGGGGAGGCAAACAGUUGGUAAGACGAGCAAAAGGCACGGCUGAAAGAGGAGGAAUACUGGAGCUGAACAGGAAGUCAUGUGACAUCCCACAGGAAGCCGGCAAGCCUUCCCUAAAACCCCUCACAAAACUGCCAGGACUUCAGUGCUUUUUUAAAAAACAAAUGCAAGCUACACUUUUCUUGCUCUGUGUGCGUUCAGAGAUCUCACUGCAGUUAAGUCUUUGUUUUUAACUUGCACUUCAGCGUUUUGUUUUUUUUUUGUUUUGUUUUGUUUUGGUUUUUUGUAUCAGGGACCCGUGCCUCGACAUGGCCGAGUUUACCCAACAGUAUUAAGAUGUGUUCUCUGUGUCUGUGACAUUUUGACCUCUCCUUGUGAAACAACAGUGUCAUUGUGGCAUGUUUUUCAGAGGGGAGGGCGGUUGGUUGGGGUGGGAUAGCGGGGCUCGGGGUGGGGUGUUCAAAAGCAAAAUGGUUGUUUUCCACUUGGCGUUGGACCACUGCUCUCUCCAGCAUUUGUACACAAGAAGAAAAAAAAAAGAUUUCAAAUUGAAAUUUUAGAUUUAACUGCCCGCUGUGUUGUUUGCAACUGACAGUGAUGCUACAGAUGAAGCCGGUUGUGAAGUCUCACUUUUUACUGCAUGUUGACUGAAGCAUCUCCCAGAGAUCACUUUUUAAACGUGUACUGGUGCAUUCUGGGUUUAAUUUAGUUGCAGUGAAUAUUUGUCUUAUUCCUGUGGACGUAGGUGUUGUUACCUUUUGUCCUGAUAUUUCCAGCAGUUAUGUGAUAGCAAAAAGUGUUUAAUCGCUGUAAAGGAAUAGUUUGACAUUUUGGGAAAUAUGCUUAUCCACUUUGUUGAGAGAGUAAGAUGAGACAAUGGCUAACACUUGUGUCUGUACAGUGCGCUAGCACCAAAAGUCCGUUAGCUUAGCUUGGCUUUGCACAAGACUAAAUUCUGAUUUUUGUAGGAAUUAAACAAAGAUGUUGUUCAUAGUGAUAGAGGUUCUUUUCGGCAGAUUUUAUUACUUUUAACUAGAACCAGGCGAGCUGUUUGCCCCUGUUUCUAUUUUUUAUGCUAAGCUAAGCUAACCAGCCACUGGCUCAGCUACAUGGUUUUACUUUAUUGUACAGACCUGAGAGUGGUAUCCAUCUUCUCAUGUAGUUUUCAGCAACAAAGACAAUACACCUAUUUCACCAAAAUUUCAAACUCCUUUGAAAGAUUUGUGGUAAACAUUAAGAUUUAGCGUCAGACCUUCAGAAUCAAAGCGCAAGUGAUCCGAUUCAACACCACACAAGGAGAAAUCCAUCAUGGAAAAGGCAUAGAGCGAUUUCUACACUCACAGUAGCAAAAAAAAUCAAGUGCAGUGCAGAAGCCUCAGCACUAAAAACCCCAGGAAUGCAUCAAACAGCACAGGUUGAACAUGUAAGAGUAUUGCAGCUCUUUUGCUCGACAUCGUCAUGAAAAUGUCACAUUUAUUGUCUGCUGAGAUUUAAAGGAUUAGAGCAACACUUACUGAUUUGCUAGAACAUGCUAGAAAAGGGCAGGACGUAUCACUAAUGCUUGUUAAACUAAUUAUUAGCUGAGAGCAUUAAUGUAAUAAACAUUAACAGAGCUUGCAGCUAAUAGUGUAAUAACCCUGUAAACAUACCCAUUUCAAAUUUAAACCUCUGACGGAAUAUUUCUUUUCCCUCAGCAGGGAUCAAACUGUAAUAAUGAGCUUAUUAUUUCAUAAAUUGAAGCUCAAGACAAAGAGAAGAAAUGCAGAUGGAAGAUUUAAUAGUUUACAUUUCAAAUAAUGAAACAAUUAUUGUGUUCACAGGAAAUAAGUCAUUAUAUUAAUGGUAGACAUCCUGUAUUACGUUGACCCAUUGCCCCAUGAUUUCUCCCUUGGUAGCUGUAAAAUGAGAAAUCAUUUUCCUUCCACUUAUAAAGCAUUUCACAUUAACUGUGUCAGUGUGUUUCAUUGACAAUUUAUCACACAUUUUCUACAAGUGUCCCUGUAAUCAAACAUAAUGCAGGAUUAUUCCACUGUUAACUGCAAACUGUUUUUGCUAAUGGCAGUUUUUUUGACAUGAACAGCAGCGACAUGCACGAAAGGAGAUUUCUACAACGGCUAAAUAUUUAUCGUUGUAAAACUGUAAACUUUUUCAAAUGUAUGAAUGACCUGAAUUCAUGUGAACAUGUCUGACCGCGCGCGUGUGUGUAUGUAUGUGUGUGCCUGAUGCAUGGAAGGCCUGCUGUGUUGUGAAUUCGACCUCUCUGAAACACUGAGCUGCCGGUGAACAGUUGGUGUGUGACUCUUUUUACUGGAACUAUUUAUUUCUCAUAACCAUCGAAAGUAAAUUUAAUCUGUUUCAUAAAGAGUCUGUGCAGCGGUCGUUCUUUAAGUGGUGAAUGUGUGUGUAUUAACAACUGAAACUGAUACAGAUGAUCUGAAAAGUAAAAUUAUUUAUUCCAAAAAAAGGUAACAUUUCUCACGACAAAACACAAGCAAAUCAUUGAGAAUACAUUUCCAAUAAAUUUAUAAAAAAUAACCAGGAGCCAUUUUACAAUAAAAAAGAAAGUUUGUGCAAUUUUGACCUGGAAUGUCUGUUAAAACCUGGUUUAAAGCUUAAUACAUUUACACAAGUCUUACAAUAUUGAAGGCACAGCUGGUAAAAGGCUGGAAAGUACAGUGCAUCAAAAAAAAGGCAUGAAACUGUAGGCCUACAGAUAAAAAAAAUGUUCACAGCGUCAAGAUAAAGCAAUGCAGAAGGCAAAAAUGAAGAUUUUGACAGCGUUUUAGUGAGCUGGCUAGCAGGUGCUCUGCUAGGAGUCAGUCAUCUCAUGUGGCCACACUUAAACAAUCCAGAUCUGGAUGACGAAUGUAAACCAAGUAGGGGUUUUUUUUGUUUUGUUUUUUUAAGUAAAAAUGAUCACUGUCACUCACACUUUGUUUUUACAUCCCCAAAAAGGUUUAUACAUGAGCAAUUGGUUGACUGUUGUGACAUCCAAAAUUGUUUACAUUUUAAGAUUUGGUCUAUUUAAAGAACGGCUUAACACGGGGAAAAAAUACAGACACCUGCUACUUGCUAUCUGUAAUGCUAACUUACUGGCCUGUGUAGCCUAUAGCAUUUAAUCGUCCACUUACAGUCCCAUUUUAUCAAACAGCAAGGAACAAUUUGACAUUUUGGGAAAUAUAAUUUCUUGCCAAGAGUAAGAUGAGAAAAUUUAUACCUCUCUUAAGCUGCUUGUACACUGCUGCUUCGUAACUUAUUGCCCCCAGUCAUUUCAGUGAGGGAAACGUGGCAGAGGGGAAGCCAUUUCCAACAUGGCGAUAGGAAUAUUAAGUAGUUGCCGCCUACACGCAUGUGCACAGAUUUUGCUCUGCUGUGCUAAAUUUACCGUGUAAAACUUAUGGUGGUUGCCACCUGGCUUUGGCCAACUAAAUAGUGGGCAUCACGAAACAGGAAGAGGAUAAGAUGCAGUAGUGAAUGAUAAUAAACUGUCCAAAUGUGUAGAAAUCUUUGGUAAUUUCAGUGAUUUCUGCUGUCUUGCUACGGUACGCAGCUACAAGCUAGCUUGCACUUCUGCCAGUGUUUAGUGAAGCACUUGUUAUCACAGUUAUGGACCAUAGCUGCAUCAUCCGCUUUUAAAAACACUUAUGAUUUUGGGGGAAUGCGCUUGCAGAUAGGCGGUGUGAAAGCAGCUUUAUGUUUUAGGUAUGUAGCUACAGCCAGCAGCUGGUUAGCUUAACAUGAAGACUUGACAGCUAGCUUGGCUCUUUCCCAAAUUAACACGUUUCUCAAUCUGCGUUCUUGCCUGUACUUGUGUGCUUGAGGACGUGUGAAACGUCAUCAGUCACAGCCCAAGUACUGUUUCAAUCGUACAGUACAGUCCAAAUGCCCGGAUGUGAACUUGCUCUGUCCGUUCCAUCGGGGAUGCAUCAGGAGGUGACUUGUGUGGACUUUUGACAGCCAGGUAUCCCAGAAUGCAUUUCUCACAGACCAGCAGCAAUGGCAGCCGUCCUUGGGAGUCUGUACUCCCGAGUCGAACUUGCCAAGUCCGAACCCCCAAAUACGCCAAGUCCAAACUUGGUGUAUUUGGUAUUGAGAAACACCUAAAGUCUGUUUCUACCUCUAAAGCUCACUAAUAGGCUACUGAUGAAAUCAUUGGUGGUUGUUUAAUCCAUUAAAAAAAAAAAACUGUAAAAACAACAUAUUUUGGAGGUUAUGUGCAAAACUGUUUUUGGUCGGGUAGAGGUGACCUCCUGGAGUCAACCCUUAUUCCAACCAUAAAACUACAAAUUGUAAAUUGUUGUUUUUCCAUUUUUGUUUUUCAUACAGAUAGUGUGAUUAUUAGUGAGCUUAUAGCUGCUGGCAGUUAGGUUUGGUCACCUUUGGACAGAGCAAGGCAAACGGUUUCCAUGUUUCCAGUCUUUAUGCUAAGCUAAGCUAACUAUCUCCUGGCAGUAGCUUUAUUUUAAGCACACAAGCACGAGUGGUAUCAAUCUUCUCAUCUAAAACUAACUCUUGGUAGAAAAGCAAAAAAAAAAAAAGUAUUUUUCAUGUAACAGUAUGGUAGCAUGAUGAACAUUUACUCCCUUAAAGGAGCUGUAUUUACAUCUAUUAAGUGAGGGAUCUGUCAUUGCUAAGGUUUGGUUUCCCAUAAUUCCUGGCAAAGAUUUCCCAAGAUUUUUAUUGUUUGAGUCAGUGGUGGAUACUGACAUUAGUCAGGGUAGGAAGUCAUGAAACUGCAACCAGUCUGUAUUGCUCAAGUUUAGACCAAGAUGAGUGAGAUGAGAUAUAAAAUGAGAUGAGAAAUGUGAUAAGGUCUGUCUGACCGCCAGCCAAUUCCUUUGCAUGAAAAAAAAA